Messenger RNA from Alligator mississippiensis (American alligator), 6246 nucleotides. It is a transcript of the gene ST8SIA4, whose product is annotated as ST8 alpha-N-acetyl-neuraminide alpha-2,8-sialyltransferase 4. The record is from RefSeq and is a predicted model, not a curated record. Gene Ontology annotation, molecular function: alpha-N-acetylneuraminate alpha-2,8-sialyltransferase activity. Gene Ontology annotation, biological process: oligosaccharide metabolic process; N-glycan processing. NCBI's taxonomy places the organism in Eukaryota, Metazoa, Chordata, Crocodylia, Alligatoridae. The coding region runs from base 335 to 1414 and encodes 359 amino acids. The transcript has 5 exons.
CGCCCCAGAGACCGGCGCUGGCCGCUGCUGGUAUCUAAACUGGAAGGAAACGUGCGAGCCAGCAAGCCCCAUAGGCUUGGGAGCGCACCGGGCAGUGCCAGGAGGGCUCCUACCCCCAGCCCAGCACCAGCAGCCAGCGCAGCCUGCCAUCUCUGCCCCCCUAAGAGCAGCCUCUCCUGCCGCUUUGUUUCAUUUGUGGAGCUCGGGUUUUAUUUUAUUUGAUCGAAUUUGAUUUCGGUUUUUGUUGGGGGGUUUUUGCGCACCCCUGACAAACAAAGGAAGGAAGAAAAAAAAAAAAAAGGACAAGGGGGAGGGGGCUUGCUUCGCAGAAGACAUGCGUUCAUUCAGGAAGAGGUGGACUGUCUGCACGAUAAGUAUCCUCCUGAUCUUUUAUAAGACAAAAGAAAUAGCAAGAACGGAGGAGCACCGGGGAAUACAACUCACCGGAGACAGUUAUAUGAGUUUGAGUAGAUCGAUGAUCAAUAGCUCUGAUAAAAUAAUUCGAAAGGGCAGCUCUUCAAUCUUUCAUCAUUCUGUGGAAGGUUGGAAAAUCAAUUCUUCUUUGGUACUGGAGAUAAGGAAGAAUAUUCUUAGAUUCUUAGAUGCUGAGAGAGAUGUCUCGGUAGUCAAAAGCAGCUUCAAGCCAGGAGAUGUAAUCCACUAUGUGCUAGACAGACGUCGCACCCUAAACAUUUCUCAGGAUUUGCACAGGCUCCUCCCUGAAGUCUCACCAAUGAAGAACCGCCGAUUUAAAACAUGUGCAGUUGUUGGAAAUUCUGGCAUACUCCUAGAUAGUGGAUGUGGAAAAGAAAUUGACAACCAUGACUUUGUAAUAAGGUGCAAUCUAGCUCCAGUGGUGGAGUUUGCUUCAGAUGUGGGAACAAAAUCUGAUUUUAUUACCAUGAAUCCAUCAGUUGUACAAAGAGCAUUUGGAGGUUUUCGGAAUGAGAGCGACAGAGAAAAAUUUGUGCAUAGACUAUCUAUGCUGAAUGACAGUGUCCUUUGGAUCCCUGCUUUCAUGGUCAAAGGCGGAGAGAAGCAUGUGGAGUGGGUUAAUGCAUUAAUCCUUAAGAAUAAAUUGAAAGUGCGAACCGCCUAUCCAUCACUGAGACUUAUUCAUGCUGUCAGAGGGUACUGGCUGACAAACAAAGUCCAUAUCAAAAGACCCAGCACUGGUCUCCUUAUGUACACCCUGGCUACCAGAUUUUGUGAUGAAAUUCAUCUGUAUGGAUUCUGGCCAUUCCCAAAGGAUUUAAAUGGAAAACCAGUCAAAUAUCAUUACUACGACGAUUUAAAGUAUCGGUAUUUUUCUAAUGCCAGCCCUCAUAGAAUGCCAUUAGAGUUUAAAACUUUAUAUAUGUUACAUAACAGAGGAGCACUUAAACUAACAACAGGGAAAUGUGUACAGCAAUAAAGCACAUGUACAGUACAAUAAAAAUACUGAAUAUGCACUUCAUCAUAAAGAUGUUGUGAAAUGGCAAUGGGAUACCACAGAGGAUAUAUUUCAAUACCCAAUAAGCCAUUGGGAAAAGGAAGUUUAUCAGAAGUCCAUUACCAGCUAUUAUACCUGUAAAGUGCUAUAAAACGAAAGUUAUCUUGACUGCAAGGGUUCAAGUAAGUGCCACUUUUCACUAAGAACAAAGCUUGAAUGUAUAAUCAGUACUGUUUACAAGAUCCAAUGAUACAUUCUUCAUGAAAAAAAAGAAGCAGCAAAUAAGCCCUUUUUUACUGCUGACUUGCUACUGUAGUCUGACAGCUUAUAGAAGAAAUACCCAGUGGAUGGAAUCUGCCCAUGGGGAAAUAAAACAGCCUUUGGCAGAAGAAUUCUUGGUUGAAUUAGUAGAGCUGUGAAGUCUGUAAGAUCAAGCAGAUCAAGUAAAUGCCUUCAGUCAGGGGACUGUCUGACCUUGUAUUAUAACCUCGUCUUUUGUUGCUGGUUCCUUGUUGUUGUUGUUUGGUUUUUUCUUGCAUUUGGGUAUUGUAACCCUAAAGGGAUUUUAUAAGGAUGAUAUGAACAGUUUAAAGAAGUCAUCAAAUAGUUGUCUUAGAAGAAAAAGGUUAUUAUUGGGGGAAAAAAUCAAAUACUUUAACAAUCUUAAUUGUGUUGUAUCCGGUUGUUACACAAUUCCAAAACUCCAUAUCGUUGGAUUUUUUUAAUUUUUUGUUUGUUUUUUAGCUGUAGUUGUCAGUAACAGCUAAACAGAACCCUCAGAGAUCAGUAUUUUUGAGCCAUUUUUAAAGAAAGUUUUGUCUGUUACGUGUCAAUUAGGGAAGAUAUGUGUAACAAGACGGUGCCCUUAUUUUUGGUACCAAAGAUACACUGAUUUUUGUAUACAGCUACCUUUUUUCUUUUUAUGAAAAAAACAUGUACAUUUAGUACUGUGUUGCUGUACUGCUGAGGAAAAAAAUGUUUCUGGGUAUUAUUAUUUACUGUAAUUUAUAUUGACUGACUUGUUUGAAUGAAGAAGCUUCAAACAGAUUUUCUAAGCUAACUUUGCCAGGAAAGGUUUGUUCUUUUGAAAAAUCUAAUAAUGUUUAUUGCAAGCAUUCAGCUAUAUUUAAAUUUGAUUUUUAUUUCCAUUUAGGCAAAAGGAAUUUUUCAAUUUCAUAGUUCUUGUAUUAAAACACACUAGUUUACUAAAUAGAAAUAAUUAUUUUGGGGGAUCUCUAAUUUCUUUAAACCAAGGUGGUAAAAAAAAUAGGUUCCUGAAAUUUUGUCCAAUUUUGAGGAAAAAAAGACCCCACAACAUCUAGCUACCAUAUUAAAAUAGGUUUUAAAAAACUGAAUAGACAAUAUAGACACUGUUAGUCAAACACAGUUCUUUUAAAUAAGAAUGUUAUCUAGUGUUGGACAAUAAACCUCUCAUAUUAGUUUGAUAGUCUAAUAAGUAAAUGAUUAAAAUAACAUCAUUCUACAAUAUUCUUACAUCCGUGCUUCUGAAAUCCUUUUUUUUUAAUCACACAGAAUAACUGUCCUCUUCUAUUAUUUCUGAGAAGACAGUUAGAAAUGGCAUGAGGAACAGGAAAUGGGCUCUGCAGGUUGUGGAAUACCAAACCAUUCCUUAUUCCCUUCAUAGCACAAACAUGUAAUUAGAGUGCCUGAAUGCAUUAGAAUUUAAGAAAAAUUUGAACACUUUCCUUUUGGAAUUUGGUGUGCAUCUCAGGAAACGUAACAGCAGGCAGUGGGCAUCACUGCAGUAGCAUGAAGAGUAAAGAACUAGUUUUAAAGAACAAAUACAGUCUUUAUGCUCUCUGAUUGCACAUUAAAAUAAAAUUAUCUUGGCCACAUGAGGGUUCCCUAAUCCCAGCUGCUGGCAUUGGACAAGAUGAUUCUGGGAGAAUGUGUUUUCUGCCACUAUGUUUCUGAUUGCAUCUUACUUGAGGAUGGUUCUGGAGCUGUACCAAGUCUCCAAUAAUGCCCAUUGUGUCCCCACCAGCUCACAAAAAAUACUUGGAACAUGUCACUCAUAUGUUGCUUAGGUCUCUGCCUGCCCACAACAUCUGUGCAACAUGGGUUUUGUCCAGAAAAAAGAAAUGUAAAUGAAGUAAGAACCAUCAUGUUUGCACUGUACUGAACAGGAUGGCAGAUCACAAAAAACCCGUACAGAUAUGCUAGACAAUAUAUUUGCUUGUUAAGUUUUCAACCUUGGCACAGUUCUUUCUCCUCCCCUCUCUACCCUUGCAGUAUAUUUCAGGUCUUGAAUUGGUAUGGGAAAAUGCAUGUGCAUUUUGGAACCAAACCACACUUCAUGAACACCACUCCUUACUUACCAUGGCUUGGAAAUCCAUCAUUACACAGACUCAAUAGCCAAAUCUGUCACAGAGGAGGUUAAAGUGCUCCCUGUUGCAGUCAACAAACUGAGAUUAAAGGUUGUGCAUCAUAUAGGCACAAUUAGCAUUUUUUCUUUUCUCACAAAGCUUUUGUUUACUUUGGUUUUGUUUUAGGAUUUAGAAUUUGGCUCUCUGCAUUUGGGGAUUUACACUUAUUUUAGGUUAAGGUGAUAGAGAGGUAUUUGAAGUUGCUUGUUCUUGAAUAAUUGAAAACCCCUAUAAGACUAUUUCUAAAGGGCAACAAUUUAAAACAAGUAUGGGAGAUAUACUUGUUAUUGUAAAGGAAGGCCUUUUGUUCCACAGUUUUAUGGAGGGAUUAUUUUUCUGUUUGUUGAGAUAUGAAUUCCUUGAGCUCCAUAGACCAGUAGUCCCCAGUUCGUGGCACAUGGGUAACAUGUUGCCUGCAAGACCCUCUAAUUAUGGUUGACAGGGAGAGCAAAAUAUAGUGUUGCACACAGUAUAUUUCUAGCUCAGUAGCAUUGCCCAUGGGCCAGUGAAGUUAGGGAUCACUGCUCUAGCAGCUUAGAAAAGUGUCUGUUUGGCUUGUUCACAUAUCUUUCAUACUCUUUACUUUGUAUUCUGUGAAUUUUCUCCUACCUUUGUUCCCAAAUGUCAGUCAUAGUCAGAAAAGGAUGUCAUCACUGGCUAAAACUUUUUUCCAUUGAAAGGAUUUUUUAAUACUCUAACAUCUAUUAAAGUAGAAAGAGUGACAAGCAGAUGUCAUUUUAAUUCCUAUUACACCAAAAUAUCAGCUUCUUUUGUGAUACAAGUACAACCAAUGGGACAAAAAUGGAAUGAUAGGUGAAGGAGUUUGAGUUUAAAUAGUGGAUAUUAAAGGAGAGAGAGAGGAAACAACAUCACUGGGUGCAUCUACACAAGAUGCUACUGUGCAGUCAUUACUGUAUAUUUAUUUAGUACUUGUAUUAGCAAGUAAUAAAUGCACAGUAGCCAGAAUUACUGAGCAGUAGCACUGGUGAACAUCUUUUAGGUGCCACUACAGUGUAGUAGCCUAAUAAUAUUGCACAGUAGCAUAUUAGCACUGUCCAUGCUAUGAUGUGCUGCUGUGUGGUAUAUCUUGGUCAGCAUCUCAUGUAGAUGUGCCCAUUGAGUAGGAUUUAUGUUCCAGGGUUCCACGGUGCCUCUGUCCCUCUGUUAAGCUCCCUUCUUACUGCAGUUAAACAAUUGUAUAUCUACUCUGUAACUGUUUUUACCUCAGGGAGGACAGGAAUGGAUUAAUCCCCAGGACUUUAACAGGACUAGAGGCUCUAGGACGGGGUGAACUUCACUGUGUGGGUCUUAACGCACAACAAUAACUGUCUUACCAUAACAGGGUUCAUGUUUUUACGUCUCCAUACCACCUACAGCACAACGAGCACAGACAGUCUGCGUAAAAAAUAAUAUCAUCGUCCAACUUCAUCACUGACUUAGUUAAGCAAAAGGACAAGGAGCCCACCUGCUGUUAAUAUGAGAUUUGGAGGGGCUAUGAGGCUCGGGAUGAUCUCAAAAGACUGACUUCUUUCCACAUAAGAUAUAAAAAUGUCCGGGAGUAAUUUCUUGCUAAUAUCCUGAAAUUAAGCUAAAUUCCAGAAAUGGGUUAUGAUGUUUCCAUGCAGUUCUAUAAAAAAGCAAAUUUGGCAAAAGAAUUUUUUUUCAUUCAGGUAAAUGUGUUGUAAGUGGUUAAUAAACUAGUAUCGUAAUGUUUCUGUGGUGAGGACUAUGUCUCUCUUAGUUUAAUGGAGAAUAACGGAUAAAAAUGUCUGUGAAAUUUUCAGCUUUGAGCCUAUUCUUCCUUCCCCCAUGAACUCCCAAUGUAACAUCUGCUGAACUAGUUGGGGCAAUACGAUGUGCAUUGCAAAAUCAAACCACAAUUAGCAAAUACCACACGGAACUAAUCUUUUACUUCAGAAUAAAAUCAACACACUCUUGAGGUUGCAACAUGUUUAUAUUGACUGUAAUUGGCAGAAAAAAAAAUUUGUGGGUUCAAUAUCUGUUUCUUUGAGGUCUGAUCCUGUAAUGUGCUAAACAUUCCUUAUUCCCAUUGACUAAUUUGAGACAUGACAGUAUUCACAACCUACCUAUGUAAGUGUUUAGCAUUUUGCAGGAUCAGUUUUUUAGUCCCCUUAGAUUGCACACAUUUUUUUAAGAGCACUGUUACUUUGUGUAGGAAAAAGCACAAUUGUUCUAAAUGUAUAUUAAACAGGAAGAGAGUUUACAGAGAACAGCAUUCCUGCACAGUACUAUUGCUACUGAGUAUACACUAUGUCAUUUGUGUGGUUUGAACUAUUAAGGUGUAUUCUGUCAGGAUUGUCCUGUUUGACACUGUUUAAUAUUAUUUUGUGUACAGCAUUUGGAUAUUGUUUUAUUAUUUGUACAAAUGUAAAAUAAAUUAAACAAUUUUUUUCAUUUUUUCUGCUA